This is a messenger RNA of Alternaria arborescens, 225 nucleotides long. RefSeq lists its product as hypothetical. NCBI's taxonomy places the organism in Eukaryota, Fungi, Ascomycota, Dothideomycetes, Pleosporales, Pleosporaceae. The record is from RefSeq and is a predicted model, not a curated record. The coding region runs from base 1 to 225 and encodes 74 amino acids. The transcript has a single exon.
AUGGCUGCUCUGCACAUCCGGACAUCGCCAGGCGAGUCUCUCCACUUCUCGAAGAACCAAGAGCCACUACGGGACGACACCGCGGUUUACCCACGGCCCGAGUACAUGAGUCUAUCAUCUGCCUGCUCAGCUUUCCCCCAAGUUUCACGAGUGUUUCCUGCUGUGGUACAAAGUCAUUCUCCUGAGGAGUUGCACCACAAGCCAAGCCGCUCAUCAUUCGCCUAG